Jaculus jaculus (lesser Egyptian jerboa) is the source of this 664-nucleotide messenger RNA. RefSeq names its product mitochondrial ribosomal protein S17 (gene Mrps17). Gene Ontology annotation, cellular component: mitochondrial small ribosomal subunit; ribosome. Bases 88 to 480 code for a protein of 130 amino acids. Gene Ontology annotation, biological process: mitochondrial translation. NCBI's taxonomy places the organism in Eukaryota, Metazoa, Chordata, Mammalia, Rodentia, Dipodidae. Gene Ontology annotation, molecular function: structural constituent of ribosome. The record is from RefSeq and is a predicted model, not a curated record. The transcript is spliced from 3 exons.
GUGACGCCAUCACUCAGCGACGGCGGCGGCGGCGGCUUCGGGCGCCCUGGUCCCGGAGUAGAAUUUGGAGGGGUCCAAAACCACAUAAUGUCAAUAGUUCGUUCAUCCGUCCAUGCCAAAUGGGUUGUGGGGAAAGUGAUUGGGACAGCGAUGCAGAAAACGGCUAAAGUGAGAGUGACCAGGCUUGUUCUGGAUCCCUACUUAUUAAAGUAUUUUAAUAAGCGAAAAACUUACUUUGCUCACGAUGCCCUUCAGCAAUGCACUGUUGGGGACAUUGUGCUCCUCAAAGCUUUGCCCGUCGCACGAACAAAGCAUGUGAAGCAUGAAUUGGCGGAGAUCAUUUUCAAAGUUGGCAGAGUCAUAGAUCCAGUGACAGGAAAACCCUGUGCAGGAACUGCCUACCUGGAGAGUCCACUCAGUUCGGAACCUACUAAUGUAUCCAAAAGUUUGGAAGAACCGUCUGUCACUUCAAUGCAGUGAAGCAUCUAGAAGCCAAAGGGAAAGACUCAUAUGUUUGCUUUAUAACUCAUUACGGACUGUCAGUUUCUCUUGGGGGACUUGCAAAAGCAAGAAGUGAAUGAGGUAAAAGGGUUAUAAUUUUCUAUGAGGUUUAUGGUCAUGUGUCAGUUUCUUUCCAGUGAAUAUACUUUCAGAUUACACUGUG